CUUUUCUUUUUUGGGGGGAGAGAAGACCAACCUAUAAAUCGGUUUCCGCUGUUUGUCGGGGAAGUCUGUUGAUUUCCCCAUCCUUUAGCGAGAGAGGUCAAAGUCACAUGCAGCAGGCUCUGUUUCACAGCCUGCGUCCUGUAGUUACAAGUGUAGUUUAACUAUUUGCCAGCAUGUGCACAAAUACCUUUGUGCUCUCAAGAGCACUCUUGCUUCUCUUAACAGUCCAGAAGGUACAAAUGUGCCUCAUUGCUUGUGGAAUGUUAAACACAUGCUGAAGACGAAUCAACCUUUCAGUGAUUCACCAGUAUGUGGAUUACCUGGUAAGCGAGCAGAAUGUGAAGAACAUCUUUGUGAAUGGCACCACAGGAGAAGGCCUGUCCCUUAGCAUCCAGGAGAGGAAGCAGUUGGCUGAAGAAUGGAUGUGCCAAGGGAAAGACAAGUGGGUAUUUUUUGUCAUCACUGAAACCUCCUCAAACCUUCUGAAUUUGUUGUUGUGCAGGCUGGAUCAUGUGAUAAUUCACGUGGGAGCUUUAAGUCUAUUGGAGUCCCAAGAACUGGCCAGACAUGCAGCAGCCAUAGGUGCUAGUGGCAUUGCAGUAAUAGCUCCCUCCUUCUUCAAACCCACAAACAAAGAUGAACUCCUUGGUUUCUUACAGAAAGUUGCAUCUGAAGCCCCUACAGUUCCAUUUUAUUACUACCACAUUCCAGCUAUGACGGGUGUAAAGAUUCGUGUUGAGGAGUUGCUGGAUGGAAUAAGAGAGCAGAUCCCCACCUUCCAGGGUGUGAAGUUCAGCGACACGGACCUCUUGGACCUUGCACAGUGCAUAAACAAGAAGGAGAGAGAACAGUUCGUGUUUCUCUAUGGGGUAGAUGAGCAACUGUUGAGUGCACUGGCAAUAGGGGCAAAUGGAGCAGUUGGAAGUACCUACAACUACUUAGGUAGGAAAACCAACCUGAUGUUGCAGGCUUUUGCAAAGCCAGACCUUGCAUUAGCACGGAAAUACCAGUUUCUCACGGGGGAAUUUCUCAGCUUUGUCAUCAAACUAGGUUUUGGUGUUGCACAGACAAAAGCUGUAAUGACUUCCGUUUCUGGCAUCCCCAUGGGACCUCCACGGCUUCCACUUGUUGGUGCCUCUGAGGAAUUCAUCGCCAAGGCCAAAGCCAAGCUGGAGAGCAUUGUGUGGCCUGAUGGUGACUGACUUCACUCCCACGUCAGUGUGCAGGGGCUCCUUUUCUGGGAUUCACUGUCUCUUGGCAUGCUCCUCAUGUAAUGGGCUGGUUUGGCUGUGAUCUCCUUCAGGAAAAUGAAAGUAAUCGGCGUGGAAGGGCUGGCACACGUGUAGCCAGCCACCUGUUCUUUAACUUCACUCUGCUCCUCUGGAGCUCUGCACUGCCCAGCACUGGCUGCUGUCAUUAAACAAACACACAAAGACAAAACAAAACUGGUUUGCUCCAGCAGAGGGAUCCUGACCUUCUUUUGUCUAGAAAGGAAGGUCUGCCUGCGCUGCCCCAAACUGGAGGGGAAUAAACUUUUGACAAGGGUAGACAGUGAUUGGACAAGGGGGAAUGGUUUUAAGCUCAAGGAGGGAAGGUUUAGAUUACAUGUCGGAGGAAGUUCUUCACGGAGAGAGUGAUGAGGUGCUGGAACAGCCUGCCCAGAGAGGCUGUGAAUGCUCCAUCCCUGGAGGUGGUCAGGACCAGGUUGGAUGGGCAGCAUCUGGUCUGGUACCAGAUCUGGAGGUUGGUGGACCUGCCUGUGUCAGGGGGUUGGAAUUUGGUGAUCCUUGGGGGUCCUUUCCAGCCCAAGCCAUUCUGUGAUUCUAUGUUUUGUCCUCUCCCUGAGCAUCACUAGCACUAGGGUGUCACUGCUGUAAUACAACCUGUCUGCUCA
Messenger RNA from Gallus gallus (chicken), 1894 nucleotides. RefSeq names its product N-acetylneuraminate pyruvate lyase (gene NPL). The record is from RefSeq and is a predicted model, not a curated record. Gene Ontology annotation, molecular function: 4-hydroxy-tetrahydrodipicolinate synthase activity; N-acetylneuraminate lyase activity. Bases 423 to 1202 code for a protein of 259 amino acids. Gene Ontology annotation, biological process: N-acetylneuraminate catabolic process. The transcript is spliced from 11 exons. Lineage: Eukaryota; Metazoa; Chordata; Aves; Galliformes; Phasianidae.